GGUGAGACGGCAACAGAUCGUGCUGAUAUUUACUCGUAUGGCAUAUUGCUGUGGGAGUUGUUCGCGAGACGUGCACCAUUCGAGGGUUUGCAUCCGCAUACACUCAUUUAUCUUGUGGUUAGUCGACAUCUACGUCCGGACACUUCAGAUUUUGAAACACAAGAUUUGAGUGCCACUGAUGGGUCACUGUUGGAGCUGAUGAAGGAGUGUUGGUCAUCGGAAGUGGCACGCAGACCGGCGGCAUUCUCGAUCGUCAACAAACUUCGUUCGACACUGUCCUCGCAAAAUGUCGGCAACGAUUCGUACAUUGCCGAGAAUGUGUAG
Molecule: messenger RNA, 324 nt
Organism: Anisakis simplex (herring worm)
Lineage: Eukaryota; Metazoa; Nematoda; Chromadorea; Rhabditida; Anisakidae
Source: the annotation of a GenBank genome assembly